CCGUGCUGCGUCACAAUCCACUAGGCUGUAUGCAGCUAGCGCGUCAACUGCUGCGCAGGUAGGCCUACAGCAGAAAAAGGUGGUUUAUGCUUCAAACGAGGUUUCGCAUUAGGAAGCGAUACGCCAACUUUCACGACUCACUGUUCGCGUGUGCACCACUGGCCUCUCCAGCAUCAACCAACCACCGUGACCUAACCAGUUUUCUUCAAGACUAGAAUUGUGGUGUUGGGCUCAUACAUACGAAUUCGGACUUUUAUUUCGCUUGUUCACGAGAAUGGGAUCGAGGUAAACGCUCCCAACCACCUGCGACUACGCUCCUCGCCCAGCCCUCGCGACCAGGCUGCUCUGAAAAACGAAAUCCGCAACCAUGACCGCCAAGGUUGCCAAAACUAUGGCGAAUGCCAUGAAUGGCUCGCUCAAUCACUCUAGCGGCCUUCAUUUGGUGUCCAACGAAGAUUCCGUAUACGAACAAGACAUCCUCCGCGACGGAUCAAGCAUAAAGCCUUGGCUUGUGUAUAUUGAAUUUAAAUCUCGUCAUGGAAGCCUACAAGAACAAGCUUUCGUCAUGGCCCGUGCCUGCGCCCAGCUACCGAGAUCAUACAAGCUUUGGAAGAUGUAUCUCGAGUUCCGGGUCAAGCACGUAUCGAAACUGAAUCCUGCUGUUCACACGAUCGAGUUCAACAAGGUCAACGCCGUCUUUGAGAGAGCUCUGAUUUUACUCAACAAGAUGCCCAAGAUUUGGGAAAUGUACUUGGACUUCCUAAUGCAGCAGCCUUUAGUUACAUCCGUGCGUCGAACGUUUGAUCGAGCACUACGAGCACUGCCAAUCACUCAGCAUAACCGCAUUUGGGCACUUUUUGUCCCCUUUGCGAACGCGGCCUCGGGUGACACCGCUGUCAAGAUCUGGAGACGCUACAUGCAAGUCCAUCCAGAGGAUGCUGAAGAUUUCAUCGAACUUCUCAUCAAGAACCGAUCGUAUACGGAAGCCGCGACGACAUACAUCAAGGUGUUGAACAAUACCAAAUUCAACAGCAAGCAUGGCAAAGGCCACUACGAACUGUGGAUGGAACUCGUCGAGCUCUUGGUAGACCACGCCUCUGACGUAGAAACUGGAAUCGAAACUGGCAUCGACGUUGAAAACAUUUUACGAAGCGGCAUCGACCGAUUUUCCGAUCAGCGCGGCAAGCUGUGGGCCGGAUUGGCAACAUACUGGAUCAGACGGGGCAGUUUUGAGCGCGCUAGAGACGUCUACGAAGAAGGCAUCACGACAGUGAUGACUGUGCGAGACUUCACCCUCAUCUUUGAAUCGUAUAUUGAGUUUGAAGAGUCCAUCAUUAGCGCCUUGAUGGACCGAGCGGCCGAUCGCGGCGACAAGGGCAUUGAGGAUGAAGACGCCGACUUUGAGCUCGACAUUCGCAUGAUGAGGUUCGAGCACCUGAUGGACCGCCGCCCAUUCCUCUUGAACGAUGUGCUCUUGAGACAGAACCCGAACCAGGUAGCUGAAUGGGAAAAACGAGUUGCUCUCUGGGGCGACAACAAGCAAGAGGUUGCCCAGACAUAUACAGACGCCAUCGCUGCCAUCAGCCCCAAACGAGCCGUUGGCGCAUUCCAUCAACUUUGGGCAAGCUAUGCCGGAUUUUAUGAAAAGGGUGGAGAUUUGCGCAAUGCUCGAAUCAUCAUGGAGAAGGCAGUCAAGGUUCCUUUCAAAUCUGUUGCCGAAUUGGCCGACAUGUGGAUUGAAUGGGCCGAGAUGGAGCUGCGAAAUGAGAACUUUGACGAGGCUGUUAAGAUUAUGGCCAAGGCGGUUCAGGCUCCUAAGCGAUCCGGCGUUGACUACUUUGACGAGACGCUGUCUCCGCAGCAGCGGGUACACAAGAGCUGGAAGCUCUGGAGCUUCUACGUGGACCUGGUGGAAAGUGUGUCGACGCUGGAAGAGGUGCAAAAGGUCUACGAGCGCAUCUUUGAGCUCCGCAUUGCGACGCCACAGACGGUGGUCAACUACGCCAACCUGUUGGAGGAGCACAAAUACUUUGAAGAGUCGUUCAAGAUCUACGAGCGUGGUCUUGACCUGUUUAGCUACCCAGUCGCAUUUGAGUUGUGGAAUUUGUACCUAACCAAGGCGGUGGACCGCAAAAUUGGUAUCGAGCGUCUACGCGAUCUCUUUGAACAAGCUGUGGAGGACUGCCCGCCCAAGUUUGCCAAGACCAUCUAUCUCAUGUACGGCAAUCUUGAAGAGGAGCGUGGCCUUGCGCGCCAUGCGAUGCGCAUCUACGAGAGAGCGACGCGUGCUGUUUCAGACGAGGACCGUGCCGACAUGUUCAACUUUUACAUCACCAAGUCGGCGUCCAACUUUGGGCUGCCAUCGACAAGACCCAUCUACGAGCGUGCCAUCACGGCGCUGCCUGAUGAUGAGGCCAAGGACAUGUGCCUCAAGUUUGCCGAUAUGGAGAAGCGCCUUGGCGAGAUCGAUCGUGCGCGUGCCAUCUACGGACACGCUUCGCAAUUUUGCGAUCCGCGUACCAAUGCCGACUUUUGGACUAAGUGGGAGCAGUUUGAGGUGCAGCACGGCAACGAAGACACUUUCAAGGAGAUGUUGCGCAUCAAGCGCAGUGUGCAGGCGCAAUACAACACAGACGUCAACUUUAUCGCCUCGCAGGCUCUGGCAAGACAACAAGCUGCUGCCGCCGCUUCUGGAGACACAGAAACUGCCGACGCCAUGGCGGCACUGGAGCGCCAGGCGCAGGCACCGCACGGAUUUGUGGCGGCAAGCACUGGACCUGUGGGCGGGAGUGCGCAGAGUGCCGCGCCAGCUGCUCCUGCUCAGCUUAACCCAGAUGCUAUCGAUAUUGACAGUGGAGAUGACGAAUAAUGGCAUUGUGUGUUUUUUUAAAAGGAGGGGGGGCGUUUUCUCGGUUCCUACCAAACAGAGCCUCUUGCAACGCAUUGAGGUUGCUCGUUUUUGUUUUCAUUUAUCUCUUGGGGAGCUAGAAAUUGCUUUUGCUUUCAAUCCCCUUCCGCUCUCUUUGAUCGCUCCUCUUUCGUCUUUCUUUUUGUUUGUCUUUUACUUCCAUUGGUGUUUACCUCUGGGGCUGCAGGGGAUCUUGAUGUACUGCUGCAUACUCUUCUUGUCAUUGGGUUGCCACACCUUUUUUUCUUUUCCGCUCUGUUAUCUUUGCUUUCUGUUUCAAUUACGCGAUGUGCCUUGUCGCUUUUCUUUCUUUUUUCAACCAAUUUAUAAAGAUCUUUGUAAU
Molecule: messenger RNA, 3251 nt
Organism: [Torrubiella] hemipterigena
Lineage: Eukaryota; Fungi; Ascomycota; Sordariomycetes; Hypocreales; Clavicipitaceae
Source: the annotation of a GenBank genome assembly